GACCAGUUCCUCAAGGCAGCUCCAGUAUCAGGAGGCGUUGGGGAGUUCCUGAUGAGAAAGAUGGGCUGGAGGGCAGGAGAGGGCCUCGGGAGGAACCGUGAGGGGACAGUGGAACCAAUCAUCAUCGACUUCAAGGUCGACCGAAAAGGUCUGGUUGCUGAAGGAGAAAAGCCCCAGAAACAAACGGGAGGACUAGUCGUAACCAAGGACCUAAUGGGGAAGCACCCGGUUUCUGCUCUCAUUGAAUUAUGCAACAAGAAACGGAUCAUGCAGCCAGACUUUGUUAUGGUUCAUCACAGCGGGCCAGACCACCGCAAGAAUUUCCUCUUUAAGGUUACAGUGAAUGGCGUGGACUACCAGCCUCAGACCGCUAGUCCCAAUAAGAAGCACGCCAAGGCCAUGGCGGCCACAGUCGCCCUGCAGGCACUCGGAGAGGUUCCUGUUGAUGGACCAGGACUCUACACCGGCCCGGUCUUCACUGCUGCUUCCACUGGUCCUCUGUUUUCCACAUGAACACACAAUAUCUGGACUAAAUUACAUUUUUCUUUCAAAAUGUCUGUUAAACAACAACAACAACAAAUCCCUGAGUCGGUUGGUUUUUAUCAACAUGUUAAACUUGUAAAGAACCAUUUGAUUAAAGCUGGAUGGUGUGUGCAUGUACUGUAUGUAUGUAAGUUAUGUACAUAUGUAUAUUGUGUGUAUUGUGUAGUAUCGGUUUUAUCUGGUUUAGUUUAAAUGUUUUCUCUUUGAUGUGUUUUUUUUCUCAGCUUCAACCAGCUGGGAGCUAAACGAAGACAUGGAGCAGAAAAUGUCAGAGCUCUGCUUGCUUUCCUUUUGUUUGUCUGCAGAUUUUAGUCCUAGCUCAUCUAAAUGUCUCCCAUGUCUACUUAUAGCCUUCUAAAAUAUGCAAACUCAAAUAAAGACUAUAUUUAUGUAACGUA
Messenger RNA from Nothobranchius furzeri (turquoise killifish), 941 nucleotides. The record is from RefSeq and is a predicted model, not a curated record. NCBI's taxonomy places the organism in Eukaryota, Metazoa, Chordata, Actinopteri, Cyprinodontiformes, Nothobranchiidae.